AUGCCAGCCAAACCAUACAAAGGUUGUUUUCUAGAGCAACGUCGGGAUCGACUUAAUGUGUUCAUCGACCCUGGCUUUACUGUGCCACUACGGAACCACGGCCCUGCCACCACUGAUUCGCUGCGAAUUGGGCAGGGUGGAUCACACAAAGUGCUCGAGGGACUGGAUGGCGCUCGUAGCGUUGGCGAGGUUGAUACCCUGUUGCGUUUCAACCUCCAUGCACUUCUCGACACCAAGCUUUGGCAGGGCGUCGAAGAAAUUGGUCAUGGCAAAGAUGGCCUGGCUGCCCGCGAACGCUGUCUGUAG
This is a messenger RNA of Glarea lozoyensis ATCC 20868, 306 nucleotides long. RefSeq lists its product as uncharacterized. The transcript has a single exon. The record is from RefSeq and is a predicted model, not a curated record. Bases 1 to 306 code for a protein of 101 amino acids. Lineage: Eukaryota; Fungi; Ascomycota; Leotiomycetes; Helotiales; Helotiaceae.